GGGGGAUAUCGGCUGCAGGAUUCACAACAAAGAUGGAGGAUUCUCAGCGAUUUCCAUACAGACGUCAACUGAGACGUGUCCGCUAGACGUUCAGCGCACUGUCCGGGUUUCCUCAUGGUUUAGACGUGGGGUUUUACAGUGAAAUGGAUUGCUCGGCGUUUCCAGAGCCAAACGUUGAGAAGAAUGUCUGCAUCGUUGGCUCAGAGCCGGUGGAAAACUACACAGUUUAUGUAAUUGAGGUGAAGGUUGGAGAUCACCGGUGGAUUAUUAAGCAUCGCUACAGUGACUUCCAUGAUCUGCAUGAGAAGCUUACUUCAGAGAAGAAGAUAGACAGACAUCUGUUGCCUCCUAAGAAGAUCAUUGGUAAAAACUCUAAAAGUCUUGUGGAGAAGAGGCAGAAAGAGCUGGAAGUGUAUCUCCAGACUCUGCUCAGCAGAUUCCCGGUGGCCGCACCUAAAGUUUUAUCCGUAUUUCUGCAUUUGCAUUUAUAUGAAAUCAAUGGCAUCGCUGCUACAUUGGCAGAAGAUCUGUUCCACAGAGGUGAGCAGCUGUUAGUUGCUGGUGAAGUGUUUCUCCUGAGGCCACUCCAGCUCUAUGCCAUAACCCAACAGCUGAAGCUCGCCAAACCAACCUGCGCCAAUGGAGAUGCCAAGGCAGAUCUGGGACACAUACUUGACUUCGCCUGCCGGCUCAAAUAUCUAAAGAUCCCUGGAACUAAAGGAGUUGUGGGUUCAAGCAAUAUUGAGGAACACCAUCUGCCAUUCGACCUCUCAGUGUUUAAAUCUCUGCUCCAGAUCGAGAUCACUGACUGCAGUUCCACACAGAUAAAAGGACUCCCCUCGCUGAAGCCCACAUUAGCUACACUCAGCAUUCACCUCUCAGCUGCUUCCAUGAAGGAGAUUUUAGUUCCAGAGUCUGCAGAGUUUGCCCAAUGGGAGCCAGAAGGUGUGGCUAUAGACUGCCCAGUAACUGCAAUCAUUCCAACGUGGAAGAUGCUGACCACUCUCGACAUGAGCCGCAACUACAUCUGCAGCAUCGACGAGUCUGUGAAACUGAUUCCUGAAGUCGAAUUCCUGGAUCUCAGCCACAACAAGCUAUUUUUGGUGGAGAAUCUGCAGCACCUGUAUAAUCUGAUUCACCUGGACUUGUCCUACAACAAGCUCACGGUUCUUGAGGGAGUUCACACCAAGCUCGGAAACAUUAAGACUCUGAAUUUGGCUGGAAACCAGCUAGAAACACUCUCUGGUCUCAGUAAACUUUACUCCCUGGUGAAUCUGGACUUGAGCAGUAACAGAUUAGCACAGUUGGAUGAAAUUAAACAUAUUGGGACACUUCCCUGUUUGGAAAAGCUCUUCCUCACCAACAAUCCCAUGUGCAUCAUUCCAGAUUACAGAACUAAAGUUCUGGCUCAGUUCUGCGACAGAGCUUCAGAGGUGUGUUUAGAUGGUACUCUAACCACUGAGAAGGAGCUGGAUACUGUGGAAGUGCUGAAAGCCAUUCAGAAAGCCAAAGAAGUAAAAGACAGAAUGGCAAACAACGAAAAAAAGAUCAGUGAUGUCCCCAGACACGCUGAGGGCGGCUCAUCCUCCUCGUCUUGCUCUCUCGCUGCGCCACCGUCUUCCUCCCCCCCUCUGUCGCACUCUGCCAGCUCCAGCCAAGAAAUAGCCUGCAAAGAAGAAGCCAUUCUUACCAAAGAAUUAUUGACUCAUGUGGAUUCUACACUUCCCCAGCAAUUCUGUAAAAAAUAUAUCGCAUCAUGUGAGCUACCCCCUCAGGUUAAAACACAACUUGGAACCUGUUCGUUUCCCGAGAUCCUUUCUGAAUCAGUGAAGGAUGAAAGCUCAGGAUGUUUUUACUGCAAAGAAGAUCAGAACUCCUGGACCAGCAGAUUCUCCACACCAGUUCUUCCCCUCUGUUAUCUCUCCUACACCACCUCCAACCUGGACUUCAGAACCUUACUGUCUGCUUCCAUCUGCCAGGAAGAUAGAGAGCGGACAUCCUCCCGGCCGUGCAGGACCACCUCUGUAGACGUCCCCCAUCAGGGCAGCCCUGACUCUGGAGGAGGGUAUUUUGAGAUGGGUCUUGACCAUUGUGAGGACAUCAUGGGCUGCUCGUCCUCAUCCUCAUCCACAGUUCCAGACAAGGAAUCUGAAGGAACUGAGGAUACAGGGAAGUCAAGUUUUAGCGUGAAUCAGCUUGUGUGGUGUCACUGUGUCUGCGUGGCUCAGGAUGUCAGUGUGAGUCAGUGGACAUGCUGUUUGGCAGCGACAGAGGACUUGCUUGUUGUUUUUCAGGCGAGGUCCAAAGAUCUGCCCAACAGCUUGCAUGAGCUGAUGGAGAACCUUGAGAUAGCAUUAAUGGUGCCAUAUACGGACAUUGAGGUUUUUCAGUUUGACAUUCCAGACACUUGCAUCUUAUUAAAGGUGAGGUUCAGCGAUGCACAGUGGCGUUUCUUCUCAAAUGUCCAGAAUGUAAAAAAUAUGCAUUCAUAUGUAACCAACCUAAUGAUUAAAACACCAGGAGAGCCAACACAUGCAUCAUCCAACAUCCAGCUCUUCAUUCAACAGUUCUUAAAUUCCUGGGAAAUUGAAGAAAACGACAUUGGAGUCAAGAACGGAUUACUAGUUCACAUCCUGGACCGUUCCUCAUUGUUGACUCCCACUCAAGAAGUCACGAACAAUCCACGACAAGGUUUGAUACCCUCGGACGUUCUUUCUAUGCUCCACGAAAGUCACACCUCCAUCCCUGUAGUCCUGUUCCUCACCACUCGCCACCUCUGCAUCCUCAAAGUGGACUUUGCAGCCCUGGCCAUAAAAGGCUCAACUGACGCCGGUCGCCUUCGCUCCUGCAGCAAGUUGACACGCAUCCCAUUGGCGUCCACCCUGCUCAACCCCAAACACGGCUGCGUUGAUCAGUGCAGCAGCAGCUCUGACGCUCAUCGUUUCUGUAACGGUCAUGUUCUGGAGCUGAUGGCCGGGCAUGACCACCUCGCUGUGGUAUUCACUCUGCCCCACGACAAGUUCUUGUUCCUGAGGCAGUUUGGCCAGUUCCGUGCCAGCCUGAGGGACAUCAAGACCAUCGCUCUGCUGCAGACCAGACAAGCGAAAUUUGCCAUGCCCACCAAAACCUCCCAAAGAGCAGAGAAAAAGAGUGUUCCUCAGGAUGUGCAGAAGCCCUGUUUAACCCUGUCCCUGCUGUACCCGGGUGAGACGCUGAUCCAGCAGCUCUCAGAGGAGAACCAGUGCCCCUGCCACCUCUCACUCUCCUCCUCCCUCCAGUACCUCUCCUCCCUCAGGGGCGAUGACCUCAUCACCUUCUUCCACCACAACAUUGCUGAGGUGGAAAAUGAAGAGUUAAAGCAUAUACUCUGGACGCCUGUUCUUUUCUACAAAUCACCUGAUGUGGAAAUGACUGCAUGCAUUAUGUUGUCCACCAAAGCUGUGUACUUCAUCCUAGAUGAUGUAGCCUCCACCCUCAGUGACCAAGCUAUGAUGUGGAGCUGGCACCCAUCAGAGCACAAAGACGCAGAUUUCCUCAUCUCUUUCUGCUUCACCAUGAAACUGAACGAGCUGCAGAGCGUGAAUGUGGGGCUGUUUGACCAGUACUUUAGAGUGGUGGGGCCGUCUGCUGAGCACAUCAUCUCCUGCCUGACCCGAGACAGCUACAGUACCCACCACUUCCUCCAGCAGCUGAUGACCGUGCUCUCCUUACAGGAGAAGGUUCCCUCACCAGAGCCCUCCGAGCAGGACUUCUACACCCAGUUUGGGAAUAAGAGUACAGGUAAAAUGGUGAAUUAUGAACUGGUUCACUCCAGCAAGGUGAAGUUUGUGUACCCGAGCGAGGAGGAGAUUGGAGACCUCACCUUCAUUGUGGCGGAGAGAAAGGGCCCUCAGGGAUCUGCUCAAUCCUUCAAUAUCCUCUUCUACGUGCUGGUGUUCCAGGUGCGGACCGCUCCGGGCCCUUCAUCUGAUAAGCAACACCAGCACCAGCUGCAGCCCAAGACCCUCAUCCUGACCAGCACGGACGUCUUCCUGCUGGACGAGGACUACAUCAGCUACCCACUGCCCGAAUUCGCCAAGGAGCCGCCACAGAGGGACAAGUACUGCCUGACUGAUGCCCGGCGGAUACGUGACCUGGACCGCGUGCUCAUGGGAUACCAGACGUAUCCUCAGGCGCUCACUCUGGUGUUUGACGACGUUCCUGGCCCGGACCUCCUGUGCCAUCUUACCAUGGACCACUUUGCAGAAGAGCAGGCGAAGGGGGACAGGGUGCAGGGGAACGGCGGGGCUGAGAGCGAGGUCCAGUGGUGCAUCUUUGUGCCGGGGGCUGAGAGCAGGGAGCGGCUGAUUUCACUGCUGGCCCGCCAGUGGGAGGCGCUGUGCAGCCGUGAGCUUCCAGUGGAGCUUACUGGGUAAAGCAUAUUUGGAGCUCAUGUUCUUUGUGUGUUUUUUUUUUUUUUUUUUAAAUCAUGCAGUACAAAAAGGGAGGAACAGUAACAUUUAGAUCUCCCCCAACCAAUGCACAUACCACACACAUAACACACUGUCACAUCAUCGCUGUUGUAACAAUAGAAAUGUUCCUGGUUUACACUUUUAUAUACAAAAUUCUAAUAAAUUAAGAUGCUACAAAUGGUUCCUUUAUCGAUGCCACAAAGAACCACUUUUUACUUUGAUAUAGAACCAGUUUUGAAGCGGAAAGAACCUUUAAACAUCAGUUGAUGUUCUUCAGUUCGGUUGAUCAGUUCUUUAGACCUAAAAGGUUGUAACUUAUACUAAAACAUCUCUGUUUGGCAAACGUCUAAGGCUAUGAUCAGACUGCCAACCCAAAUCUCAUUUUGGUGUACCUAGAUUGUAUCCAGAUUGAUUUUUGAUAGUCUGGACAGCCAGAAACCACACAAAACACGAUUUGGGAUCCAGUUGAAUCCAAACCACAUUUGAAGGUGGUUUGAAAUGCGAUUCCAGUCAGAUUCCAAUCAUAGUCAAAAGCAUUACAGCCUGGGUGCUGUUUUAAGUCACAAAAACAUCAAAUCCAAAAUGAGAAGAGCGCCUAAAGUUUUGCCAACAUCGAUACCACAGCAACCCAUGCAGAUACGAGUGUGGUCACUUUGACCACAAUACUGCUGACAGUCAGCUCAACACAUCUGAUCUAAGAAACAAAUUUUUUUGCUUGCAGUCUGAACAUAGCCUUAGCCACACCCAACCCAACACCUAACAUACCUCCUACAUCUCUAUUUCAUCUCUAGUUCCUUAAAGAACUAAUGUCAUUGAUUUUCUAUAUCAUUGCAUUUUAAACCAUAGACCACUGCAGUCAUGUAAUCAUUUUGUAGCCGGUUUAUGGUUUAUGCCCAUAUUUGGGGUUCAGAGUUUGAGGUGAAUAAAAAAAAAAAAAAACGCCCAUUCAUUUCGGCCAUAUAGAAAUGCAGCUUAGACAUAGAACCCAAAAUAUGGGCAAACGAGGAUUUCAGAAGGCCGAGUGCAGUGGUAUGUUUGUAGCUCCUUUUUUAUUUUUGAGACUUUUGAUGAACAAACAUUUGGUCUACAAAGACCCCUGCAGAUGGCUCAUAGUAUUGCUUCAACCUAACUUCCGCAAUAUAUGUAAUAGGUACAGAGCAAAAAUGUAGAUCAGACCAUUGUCUUGCUGCUUUGUCAUCAGCGGCUGGAGUCUGAGAGAGUACGGUUGGCCCUCAUGCUCUUUCUCUGGGUCAGUACCGUAUAUUGUGCUCUCUCCCCUCAUAGAUACUAUUGUGAUGCUGGCCGGCACAGGCAUCUAUUACCUGAUGUAUCAGAGCUGAGGAUUCAGCGCUUUCUUCUGAGUGCACUGUAAUGUCUUCUAGUAAUGCUGCAUUUAUUACUGGCAGUUAAAAAGAGCCAAGCUGACUUUAUAUGUAUCCAAGGAGGUAUGAACUUGUCUUGUCCUCAUUUGUCCCGUCUUCUUAGAUUCUUUACCUCUCAUUUACAAACCUCACAACUGAAAAGUUAGUUUAAGUGCUUCUCAAAGUGGUUCUUCUGUGAUUUUGUGCCAAGAACCUGAUUUGCCACCUUUAUUUUCUAAAAAAAAAAAAUCUUGUUACAUUGACGCUAAACAUUUUAAAAUUAUGAUUUUUGUAUAAAUUUACUGUUUGACAAUGCUGGGUUGGUUAUGACAGUGAUAAUGUGCACAUACAUAGACUCACACACACCUACACAUGUGAAUAUGUUGGCUAAUUUUUUACUCUUUUGUUUUGUAAUUCCUUAAAUACGGAUGCAUCCUGGGAAGUUGUGUCUAGAGUCCACAUGAGUGUAAUGUUUUCUUUUAUAUCAGGCUUCGAACUUUGACUCGUCUUUUCUUCGCUGCUUUCUUAUUGUCUUAUUUAUCUGCUGCUGUGCACAAUCCACAAACAACAUGUAAAUGACUGAAAAGAACAAAGUGAAUUCUGUGUAUUAUUUUACGUUUCAGACAGUAUUCAUAUUAUUAUUAUUAUUAUUGUAUUUUAAUCAUAAUUAAGUAAAUAUAUACUUUUUUGGACAAAAGCUUUUCUUAGCUGAUUUUACUUUAGUGUUUUAAAGACUUUUAGAAGUUAUUUUGAGUUGUACUGUCUAUAUCUCCAGGUUGCACAUCCCACAAAUGGAAAACAAUGUGUUUACAGGAUAUUGUGGUUCAGUGUGUUUAGGUGCAACACUUUGAGAUUAUUUCACAGCGGGAAUUCUGAACUGAACAUGCACUUUUAUGAAUGACUUUUAUGAAUAAAUGUGGUUAAUGCAAAA
Molecule: messenger RNA, 6743 nt
Organism: Astyanax mexicanus (Mexican tetra)
Lineage: Eukaryota; Metazoa; Chordata; Actinopteri; Characiformes; Acestrorhamphidae
Gene: nisch
Product: nischarin
Exons: 21
Coding region: 144-4415 (1423 amino acids)
Cellular component (GO): cytoplasm
Molecular function (GO): phosphatidylinositol binding; protein kinase binding; integrin binding
Source: RefSeq, a predicted model, not a curated record